AUGGUGUUGGAUGUCGAGCUAACAAAGAAGACAGGCAGUGAUUUGAAUUCAGACAAUCUCCUCAAGGAAUGGGAGAAGAAGAAGGAGGAGCGUCCAGUAACCAAAAAUUUGGCAAAUUCAAGGAGCAUUGUAGCCAGGGACCCAUCAGAACCACAGUUGAAGCUCAUUGCACAUAGAGGGAAAUUAGAGAUUGAACAAGGGAUAAUUGGAGUUGAUUCCGAUGGAACAGAGUUUUGUGAUUUACUACUGGAAACGUUCCGGAACUUAAAUGCCUCAUCACAGAUCGAGUUUUAUGAUUUACUAUUGGAAACAUUCCGGAACUUACAUGCCUCAUCACUGCUCGUUGAUAAAAGGGCUAUUGUUGCAGAGAUGCUUUAA
This is a messenger RNA of Telopea speciosissima, 378 nucleotides long. RefSeq names its product peptidyl-prolyl cis-trans isomerase CYP26-2, chloroplastic-like. Bases 1 to 378 code for a protein of 125 amino acids. The record is from RefSeq and is a predicted model, not a curated record. The transcript is spliced from 2 exons. Lineage: Eukaryota; Viridiplantae; Streptophyta; Magnoliopsida; Proteales; Proteaceae. Gene Ontology annotation, cellular component: chloroplast.